Molecule: messenger RNA, 1400 nt
Organism: Parathielavia appendiculata
Lineage: Eukaryota; Fungi; Ascomycota; Sordariomycetes; Sordariales; Chaetomiaceae
Product: GroES-like protein
Exons: 1
Coding region: 173-1309 (378 amino acids)
Cellular component (GO): mitochondrion
Molecular function (GO): oxidoreductase activity
Source: RefSeq, a predicted model, not a curated record
CCGAUGUCAGGAUGGUGUUAACCGGAGACGUUCGGCGAGAGCCUCGAGGACCGCCUAUAAAGAUACUGAUCUUGUAUGCCCCUGGGGCCCUGGGAAUCAUUAAAGCUCAAUACAGUCCUCGGACCGCCUUUUAGCCAGCUCGAUUAGCCAAACUUCCCAACCGAACCCCAUCAUGUCCUCAACAACCCUCCCAGCAACCAUGAAGGCCCUGAUGGUCGACUCCCCGAGCCAGCCAUUACAACUCAAGACUGUCCCUACCCCCUCGGCAACCCCCGGAAGCUGCAUCGUCAAGAUCCUCGCCGUCGAAGCCGACGCCAACACCCCACACAUCCUCAAGGGCGUCCCCGGCUACACCUUCCCAGCCAACUUCGUCCCCGCUGCGCACGCCAUCGGCCGCGUCGUCACCACCGGUCCGGACGCGACCGUCCUCCGGCCGGGCCAGCUCGUCAUGCUCGAGGGCUUCAUCCGGCCGCGCGACGACCCCAACGAGGAGCAGAUUCUCUGGGGCCUCACAGCCGGCCUGACGCCGCAGAGCCUGCGCUUCAUGGCCGACAACUGGGCGUGGGGCUGCAUGGCCGAGUAUGCGCGCGCGCCGCUCGAGAACGUGUACCCGCUCGACGAGGCGCGGCUGUGCGGCUCGCCAGCCGAGGGCGGGCUGGGGUAUGCCGUCGAGAAUCUCCUGCAUUUGCCGACGCUGCUUGUCGCGAUGGGCGGGCUCCGCGCCAUCGACGUCAAGCCCGGUGAGCGCGUCAUUGUUGCGCCCGCCACGGGCGGGUUCAGCGGCGCGGCGGUGCAGGUCGCUCUUGCGAUCGGUGCGCAGGUCGUUGCCGUUGGGCGCAGCCGGGAGUCGCUGCUGAAGCUGCAGGGCCUGUUCCCGCCGGGUCGGGUGCAGAUUGUACAAGUCACAGGAGAUGUUGAGAAGGACACGGUAUCGCUCAAGCAGUUUGGGCCGGUGGACGCCUAUGUCGAUCUCUCGCCGCCCGAGGCAAGCAACUCGACGCAUUUGAGGAGCUGCUUCGCUGCGCUGAGGAAGUAUGGUCGCGCGUGUGUGAUGAACAUCAUCGGGCAGGACGUUGCAGUUCAGUACCCGCUGCUGACGUGGAAUUCCCUGACUGUGAGGGGCCAGUUCAUGUACGAGCGCGAGGACGCGAGGUUGAUGAUUAAGAUGGCCGAGGCCGGCGUGUUGAGGCUUGGGGAGGACGGCGGAAAUGAGGUUGUGGGAAGGUUCAAACUCGAGGACGUGAAUGAGGCAUUUGCCCUGGCCGCGAAGAAUCACGGAGUGGGCAAGCUCGUUGCCUUGGUGCCGUAGUUGCAGGUUGACGCAGUACUAUCGCCGUGUGGGAGUUGGGGAGCAGUCUCCUACCACCUUGAGAGCAACGCACGCCUGCCAUCUCGACACC